Lycium barbarum (goji berry) is the source of this 949-nucleotide messenger RNA. RefSeq names its product nuclear transcription factor Y subunit B-3-like. Lineage: Eukaryota; Viridiplantae; Streptophyta; Magnoliopsida; Solanales; Solanaceae. Gene Ontology annotation, molecular function: DNA-binding transcription activator activity, RNA polymerase II-specific; protein heterodimerization activity; RNA polymerase II cis-regulatory region sequence-specific DNA binding. The transcript has a single exon. The coding region runs from base 109 to 693 and encodes 194 amino acids. The record is from RefSeq and is a predicted model, not a curated record. Gene Ontology annotation, cellular component: CCAAT-binding factor complex; nucleus. Gene Ontology annotation, biological process: regulation of transcription by RNA polymerase II.
UCUCUCCCAAUAUUCCAAAGCAACAUAAACUUCAUCCUAAAAAGAAAAAAAAUCCAAACAUCUCCAACUUUCUUUCUUCUCUUCUUCAUCAUCACCAUUAUUAUUAUCAUGACCGGAAAAAGAACCCAAAAUAGCCCUGUGGGAAGCCCGUUAUCAGGUAACGUGUCCGAUAACUCCUCUAAAGAACUAGACAGGUUCCUCCCCAUAGCUAAUGUUAGUAGAAUAAUGAAAAGAUCACUUCCAGCCAAUGCGAAAAUCUCCAAAGAAGCCAAAGAAACUGUCCAAGAAUGUGUCUCUGAGUUCAUCAGCUUCAUCACGGGCGAAGCAUCGGAUAAAUGCCAAAGAGAAAAGAGGAAGACCAUCAAUGGAGAUGACCUUUUGUGGGCUAUGACAACAUUAGGGUUUGAGAAUUAUGUUGGACCCUUAAAGGGUUAUCUCAAUAAGUAUAGAGAAACUGAAGGGGAAAAAAAUAUCAUGGCUAGAAAUGAAGAAUCUUCUCAUCAUGAACCAACUAGUACUAAUAUUACUACUAGUUAUAAUAAUAUUGGUGAUCAUCAUCAUUUUACAAAUUUCUCACUAGCAAGGCCUGAAUUUAUUCAGAGCUUCAAUAGUGGGAACUUUUCACAGAGUUAUGGAGACAAUUAUGGUGAAAAUUUGACAUCUGCAGCUAAUCUUCAUGGGGUUAAAUGGUAGGCUUUUGGUUUUUGAGAAAUUAUUAUUAAAAGAUUGUGUUCUUGAUUCUUAACAUAUUGCAUACGCCCUUUUUUUUAUGUUAUCUUCCUUUUUCUUAUUUUGUUAAGUUAGCACAUUCUAUUACUUUUGUAGUACGUGUUAAGUAUUACUAUAGUUUAAUUAAUAGGUUUGCUGAUAAUGUAUCUUUCGGAUGUAAUGAAUGAGCUGAUUCAUCAAUUCCAUAUUAUUUAUAAUAUCUAGUCAAAUAGUUGUUGGA